AACUCAUUAAUACAAUACGAUAAUUCCUUAAGUGGGAGGGAGAGAGAUGCUAUCGCAGAAGCUUCACGAAGCCUUCAAAGGCACGGUAGAGAGAAUCAGAGGUCCUCGCACCGUCUCCGCCUUCAAGGAGAAAGGCGUUCUCAGCGUCUCCGAAUUCAUCGUCGCCGGUGAUAAUCUCGUCGCCAAAUGCCCCACCUGGUCCUGGGAAUCAGGUGAGUCAAGCAAGAGGAAACCGUACUUACCCCCGGAAAAGCAGUUCUUGAUUACUAGAAAUGUUCCUUGUCUACGAAGGGCUGCAUCUGUAGAAGAAGAAUAUGAAGCCGCUGGAGGUGAAGUGCUACUUGAUGGUGAAGAUAAUGAUGGUUGGCUGGCAACUCACGGUAAACCAAAAGAAAAUAAUUGCGAUGAGGAUGAUAACUUACCUACUAUGGAGAUCCUAGAGAUCAGCAGGAAGAAUCCUAUUCGGUCAAUCCCUUCGUACUUUGGGGGUGAGGAGGAAGACGAUAUUCCAGACAUGGCUGACUAUGAUGAACCUGACAACCUUCUUGAAACCGAUCCAGCAACACUUCAGUCUACAUAUCUUGUGGCUCAAGAACCUGAUGAGGAUAAUAUUAUUCGCACCCGAACUUAUGAUGUCAGCAUCACGUAUGAUAAAUAUUAUCAAACACCUCGAGUAUGGCUUACUGGAUAUGAUGAGUCAAAAAUGCUUUUGCGACCAGAACUUGUACUUGAAGAUGUUAGUCAAGACCAUGCACACAAAACGGUAACCAUCGAAGACCAUCCUCACUUGCCUGGGAAGCAUGCAUCUGUUCAUCCAUGUCGACAUGGAGCCGUAAUGAAAAAAAUUAUUGAUGUUCUAAUCUCACAUGGGGUUGAGCCAGAAGUUGACAAGUACCUCUUCUUAUUCUUGAAAUUCAUGGCCUCUGUAAUUCCAACUAUCGAAUAUGAUAACACCAUGGACUUUGAUGUUGGCAGCACAAGCAACUGAUGAGAGAUGGAGAAGCUCUAAAAAUUCAUCUAAGAUUCCAGCAAUAUCCUCUGGUUGCUGCAAUCGAUCAAAUGUCGUUCUUGUAAAUAAUAUCUAAAUGAAACUGUUUAUUAAUAAACUUAUGUGAGAAUUUGUUUUGUAAUUAUUGUUGUACAGUUUCCUGUAUAUUAACGGAGGCUCACUUUAUAA
Molecule: messenger RNA, 1177 nt
Organism: Alnus glutinosa
Lineage: Eukaryota; Viridiplantae; Streptophyta; Magnoliopsida; Fagales; Betulaceae
Product: autophagy-related protein 3-like
Exons: 10
Coding region: 47-988 (313 amino acids)
Biological process (GO): autophagosome assembly; nucleophagy; autophagy of mitochondrion
Cellular component (GO): cytosol; cytoplasmic ubiquitin ligase complex
Molecular function (GO): Atg8-family ligase activity
Source: RefSeq, a predicted model, not a curated record